Sinocyclocheilus rhinocerous is the source of this 1908-nucleotide messenger RNA. Its product is annotated as dnaJ homolog subfamily A member 4-like. NCBI's taxonomy places the organism in Eukaryota, Metazoa, Chordata, Actinopteri, Cypriniformes, Cyprinidae. The coding region runs from base 118 to 1302 and encodes 394 amino acids. The record is from RefSeq and is a predicted model, not a curated record. Gene Ontology annotation, biological process: response to heat; protein folding. Gene Ontology annotation, molecular function: ATP binding; Hsp70 protein binding. The transcript has 8 exons.
GACAGCGCGCGCUGCGUUCAGCGACAGUACAACAGUCACACAAGCAGAGAGACGAGCCCAGCGCGACACAGCGAGCCGGCGUUUCCUCUUCCUUUAUUCCUCUGAUUCCUGUCAAAGAUGGUUCGAGAAACCGGUUUCUACGAUCUGCUCGGCGUCAGUCCCAAAGCCUCGCUAGACGAGAUCAAGAAGGCAUAUCGGAAACUGGCGCUGAAAUAUCACCCGGACAAAAACCCGAAUGAAGGAGAGAAAUUUAAACUAAUAUCACAAGCCUAUGAGGUCCUGUCAGAUCCCAAAAAGAGGGAUUUGUAUGACCAAGGUGGUGAACAAGCCAUAAAGGAGGGAAGCAUGGCAGGAGGAGAAUCUCCCAUGGACAUUUUCAACAUGUUUUUUGGUGGCGGUGGCAGAAUGCAGAGAGAAAGGAGAGGUAAGAAUGUGGUUCACCAGCUUGGAGUCACACUGGAGGAAUUAUACAACGGCUCAACAAGAAAACUUGGCCUUCAGAAGAACGUGAUCUGUGAGAAAUGCGAAGGUUAUGGAGGCAAAAAAGGCGCAAUUGAAAAAUGCUCAACAUGUAAAGGAAGAGGGUUUCAGGUCCAGGUGCAACAGAUUGGACCGGGAAUGAUCCAGCAGAUUCAGAGCAUGUGCUCCGACUGCCAAGGACAGGGAGAGAAGUUCAACUCCAAGGACCGUUGCAAGAACUGCAAUGGGCACAAAGUGGAACGCAAGAAGAAGAUUCUUGAAGUCCAUAUUGACAAAGGUAUGAAGGACAGCCAGAAGAUCACAUUCCACGGAGAAGGAGAUCAAGAGCCUGGACUGGAGCCUGGUGAUGUUAUAAUCGUACUGGACAUUAAACAACACCCCGUCUUCCAAAGACGUGAUGACAACCUGAUCAUGAAGAUGAAGAUCAAGCUGGUGGAGGCGCUCUGUGGGUUUAAAAAAACUAUUCGUACGCUAGAUAACCGAUUGUUACUCAUCAACUCACCUCCAGGUCAAGUAAUAAAACCUAAUGAUCUAAAAUGUAUUCACAAUGAGGGCAUGCCUGUGUACAGAGACCCUGAUGAGAAAGGGCUUCUCAUCAUACAGUUUGAGAUUGAGUUCCCAGAUAAACACUGGCUACCUGAGCACAUGCUGCCUGACCUGGAGAGGCUACUUCCAGUCAGAGAUCACGUCAUGAUGUCAGAUGAUAUGGAAGAGGUUGACCUGUGUGAAGUAGACUAUGAAAAACAGAAGAGAAACCACAGUGGUGAAGCCUGCGAUGAAGACGAAGGCCCCAGGCAUGGUGUCCAGUGCCAGACUCAGUAAAUGUCAUAUAGAAGAAACACUGGUGCAAUACUUGUGUGGCUGCAAAUGUACACUCAGUAUUAGGCCGGUUAAAUUUAGUUCUUGCUGAGCGAUACGUACAGCAAGAAUUUCCUCACCAAGCCUUACAAAACGGACCAUUUUCUUGCCACCAUUGGAAUUAUUUCUGAAGUGUCUGAUGAGGAGGAACCAGGAGUGUUUGGCAAUUACCACCAUAAAUGAGUGUUACCGGACAUUUAAUUAAAGCAACUAUUUUGGAUAAAAAAAAAUGGAAUUUAAUAGUGACUUAAAUUUGCAUGUAAAUUAUUCUGUAUGUUUGAGUAUGUUCACUUCUGUAUGUUAAUCUAUAGAUGUGCUUUGGUCAAGAGCCAGUUGAAAAUCUGUAUUUGUAAGAAUGUGACACCAUAUGUUUAAUGUGUUGUUUCCUUCUUUAAAAUGUUUUAUUUUCACAAAUAAAACAUUUCAGUACAAUUCCUCCUUUGUUUACUUGAAUAUCCAUAAUUGCAACUGAAUGAAAGCAAUCUCAAAAAUCUUUUCAAUGCAAAAGUCAGUUUAUAGUAUUCUAGCUAAUUUUAUAUUGUUUACAAACCCUCACAUCCAAUUUAUAGC